Messenger RNA from Chrysochloris asiatica (Cape golden mole), 705 nucleotides. It is a transcript of the gene PRSS37, whose product is annotated as protease, serine, 37. Gene Ontology annotation, cellular component: acrosomal vesicle. Lineage: Eukaryota; Metazoa; Chordata; Mammalia; Afrosoricida; Chrysochloridae. The record is from RefSeq and is a predicted model, not a curated record. The transcript is spliced from 5 exons. Gene Ontology annotation, molecular function: serine-type endopeptidase activity. Gene Ontology annotation, biological process: positive regulation of acrosome reaction; proteolysis. The coding region runs from base 1 to 705 and encodes 234 amino acids.
AUGAAGCUCAUCUUCUUGGGGCUCCUUGCUGGCACGUUUUUCUCUGCUAACUCAUUGGUGCAGAAGGAAGACCCUGCACCCUACUUGGUGUACCUCAAGUCUAACUUCAACCCCUGUGUGGGGGUCCUCAUCAAGAAAGACUGGGUACUGGCUCCUGCCCACUGCUACUUACCAAACCUGAGGGUCUACCUGGGUAACUUAAAGUCCAGAGUCCGAGAUGGGACGGAGCAGAUCAUCAGCCCCGUCCAGAUCGUGCGCUACUGGAACUACAACCACACCAACCCCCAGGAUGACCUCAUGCUCAUCAAACUAGCCAAGCCGGCCAUCUUCAACCAGAAGGUCCAGCCCCUGGCCCUGGCCACCAGCAAUGUGCGUCCAGGCACCGUGUGUCUGCUCUCCGGGCUUGACUGGAGCUAUGACAACAGUGGCAGACACCCUGACCUGCGGCAGAACCUGGAGGCCCCAGUGAUGACAGACAAGGACUGCCAGAAAACAGAUCAAGGAAAAAGUCACCGGAACUCCCUAUGCAUGAAGUUUGUGAAAGCAUUCACCCGCAUUUUUGGGGAAGUGGCAGUUGCUACAGUCAUCUGCAAAAACAAGCUGCAAGGAAUCGAGGUCGGGCACUUCAUGGGAAGCGACGUUGGCAUCUACACCAACAUCUACACAUACGUACCCUGGAUCCAGAGAGUCACCAAAGACAAGUGA